UCAAAUUAGUCCAUUUUCUUCUUUUCGGGACGCCAUUUUUUUUUUUUUUUUGCUUUAAUAAGGCCACCAGUGGCCUUCUACACCACCACAAUUUCUCCUCUCUCAAUCCUCCUUCCUCUCCGGCUUCAGACAUGGAAGAACUCCUCCACUCCCCCUACCUCUCACUCCUCCUCCUCCCCCUCUGCUUUCUCAUCCUCAACUUCUUCAUCACCAGAUCCCGCAAGACUCCCAAACCAAUUCCUCUGAGUCCAACAUCACUGCCCAUCAUCGGCCACCUCCACCUCCUCCACCCUCCCCUCCACCAAUCCCUCCACCGCCUCACAUCCCGCUACGGCCCCAUCGUUAAACUCCGCCUAGGCUCCACUCCAGCCAUCCUUGUCGGCUCCGCCGACGCCACAAAGGAACUCAUCAAAACCCACGACCAAGACCUCGCCGACCGUCCGAUCUUCACCGCUGUCCGUCACUUCGCCUACGAAUCUUCCGGAUUCGCGUUUGCCCCUUACGGCCCUUACUGGCGCUUCAUGAAAAAGCUCUGCAUGUCAGAGCUCCUCUCCUCCCGCACCGUCGACGGUCUCGCUUACAUCCGACGCCGCGAGCUCCUUGCUCUGCUUCGAACUCUGGCGGCCAAAUCCGCAGCCGCCGAAUCCAUUGAUCUGAGUAAAGAGCUGAUUAGGAUGACGACGAGCGUCAUCGCCGGAAUGACGACCGGAACGGCAUCCGCGGGAGAUAGCGAGGCUGCGAGGAAAGCGGUGAAGGGGGUGGCGGAGAUCAUCGGAUCGGUCAAUUUGGGGGAUUUCAUAGGAUUUCUGAGCAUUUUUGAUUUGCAGGGAUUAAGAAAGAGGAUGAAAGAGGUGCGGGAUAAUUUCGAUGCGUUGAUGGAGAGGAUCAUGGCGAGCAAAGAGGCGUCGAGGAAGAGUUGUGGUGUUGGGGUCGACGGCAACAAAGACUUGCUUGAUAUAUUGCUUGAUGCUGCAGAAGACAGGGAGAUGGAGAUCCAGUUAACGACAGAAAAUAUCAAGAGCUUCAUUCUGGAUGUUUUCACGGCCGGGUCAGACUCCUCUGCGGCUACAACAGAGUGGGCUUUAGCCGAGCUCAUAAACCAUCCCGAACAGCUAAAAAAAGCAAGAGAAGAGAUUGACAACACCGUCGGGAAGGACCGCCUCAUCGAUGAAUCCGACAUCCAAAACCUCAUCUAUCUCCAGGCCGUCGUGAAGGAGACAUUGAGGCUCCACCCAGCAGCUCCCAUGGCCAUGAGGAAAGCAACAAAAGAGAUCAAACACGGCGAAUUUGAGUUACGCAAGGGAAACACCAUAAUCUUUAAUGUAUAUUCAGUGAAUAGGGACCCCAAGUACUGGGAUGAGCCAUUGGAGUUUCGACCGAGCCGAUUCUUGGAGGAUGGAGAGCUGAGCUACAAAGGAAUGCAUUUCCACUACUUGCCGUUCGGAAGCGGGAGGAGAAUGUGCCCUGGAGUGACGCUGGCUGUUCAGGUUAUAACGGUGGCUUUGGCUGCGUUGAUUCAGUGUUUUGAAUGGGGAGGCAAGGAGAAGCUGGACAUGAGCGAGGGGCCGGGAAUGGUUAUUCUAAGGGCUAAGCCUUUUGUUUGUUUUCCGAAGACUCGCCUGCAUCCCCUCCCGCCGGAGCUUCUCGGCCCGUGACAUUUAGCUUUGGAAGUUCUCUCUGUUUCUCUCUUAAAUUUGAACUGAAAAAUAAAAAUCUGCACUGUGUGCGUGGUGAAUUUUUUCUUGAUGCGCUUGUAAUGGUCACUUUGGUCUCCUUCAUGCCGCGUAUCUUUAUAAGAUGGUUUUAUUGAGGAAUUUUGUGAAUCUGAUGAACAUACAUUUAGAAAA
Messenger RNA from Phalaenopsis equestris, 1847 nucleotides. Its product is annotated as 3,9-dihydroxypterocarpan 6A-monooxygenase-like. The transcript has 2 exons. Gene Ontology annotation, cellular component: membrane. Gene Ontology annotation, molecular function: oxidoreductase activity, acting on paired donors, with incorporation or reduction of molecular oxygen, NAD(P)H as one donor, and incorporation of one atom of oxygen; iron ion binding; heme binding. The record is from RefSeq and is a predicted model, not a curated record. The coding region runs from base 132 to 1655 and encodes 507 amino acids. Lineage: Eukaryota; Viridiplantae; Streptophyta; Magnoliopsida; Asparagales; Orchidaceae.